Messenger RNA from Capra hircus (goat), 1640 nucleotides. RefSeq names its product methyltransferase like 23 (gene METTL23). The record is from RefSeq and is a predicted model, not a curated record. The transcript has 5 exons. Bases 405 to 986 code for a protein of 193 amino acids. NCBI's taxonomy places the organism in Eukaryota, Metazoa, Chordata, Mammalia, Artiodactyla, Bovidae. Gene Ontology annotation, cellular component: nucleus; cytoplasm.
GUCUUUUUUGGCUCUCUUCCGGUCGGCUAGCCGCCCGCUCCACCUGUUCUCAGUGUCUCGUUUGCCUGGUGUGGGGGUCUGUUCUCGCCGCGUGGUCGUUUCGUCGCUCGAGGGGUGCUUCCCCCGCUUGCUGUCGGGUAGUAACGACCUGACGUGCUACGGGGAGAAGGCCUGAGCCGACCCGGGGGUCCUCGCGCGUGCAGCUUGGCAGCCUGGCGGCCCGGCGCCCUCCCCUGCUCCCGGCCCGCACGGAGGCCACCGACUCCUCUUCGGACGAAGGUGGCCUCCGAGGGCAAGUGGUCCGGGCCCAGCGCUUUCGGUUCUCGCAGGGGCCGGGUCUGGGAGAUGAGGGGGGCGCCAUACUGGAGGUGUGCGUCCCGCAGGUCCUGCAUCUUCAAUAUGGAAUGUAUGUUUGGCCCUGUGCUGUGGUCCUGGCCCAGUACUUGUGGUUUCACAGAGGAUCUCUGCCAGGCAAGGCUGUCUUAGAGAUUGGUGCUGGAGUGAGCCUUCCAGGAAUUGUGGCUGCAAAAUGUGGUGCUGAAGUUACACUGUCAGACAGUUCAGAGUUGCCUCACUGCCUAGAAAUCUGUCAGCAAAGCUGCCAAAUGAAUAAUCUGCCUCAAGUCCAUGUUGUAGGACUCACCUGGGGUCAUGUAUCUCGGGAUCUUCUGGCUCUACCACCACAAGACAUUAUUCUUGCAUCUGAUGUAUUCUUUGAACCAGAAGACUUUGAGGACAUUCUAACUACCGUUUACUUUUUGAUGCAGAAGAACCCCAAAGUGAAAUUAUGGUCUACUUAUCAGGUAAGAAGUGCUGACUGGUCACUUGAAGCUUUGCUCUACAAGUGGGACAUGAAAUGUGUCCAUAUUCCUCUGGAGUCUUUUGGUGCAGACAAAGAAGAUAUAGCAGAAUCUGCCCUUCCAGGAAGACAUACUGUUGAAAUGCUGGUCAUCUCCUUUGCAAAGGACAAUCUGAAUUACACCUAAAAACUGUUUCGGGACAAUGUCAAUACUGCUCAGAAACCUGGCAAGCCAACUAUGUGACUCAGACCACUUCAGCUUCUUGAGUACAGUGGGUUUGAAGAUGGUCAGAUCUGCUGGCUUUAGAUUGAUGGGUCACAUAACCAUUAAGACAAAAAAUUAUAACUAUAAUAAAAAGGACCUGGAUUGUUCCUAAAUUAUUAAAAAUAGGGCAUAAAUUAGGUUAUAAGAAGGGGGUUAUUCAACUUUUAACAAAGUGCUACCUUAGAGCAUUGAGGAGAGUAGGUGCUGACCUGGCAUUUCCACUUUUUAACUUGGGGGGGGGGGGGGCGGGAAGUCAACUACCAAACAUUCACUUUCAUUCUAUACAGUCAGUAACAUUCACAAGAUAAUUGCACAGGUCUUUCAAAUAAAUGAGAGGGGAAAAAAGAUCAACACAUAUUCUGAGAAAAGCUAACACCAAGAAAACGUUUUAAUUAAACUACAGAAACAAUGGCUAUAGUACAGAAUAUUCAUGAGCAAAAAGAUACACCAUGUUAUAAGUACUUACAAAAUUACAAACCAUUUGUUUGCUUCCUUAACAUUUUCCAUAUUUUAAGUUCGUACAUGAAGAUGAUCAGAUUUACCAUUUUGGGGGGAAGAGGAAGAAAAAAAAAAAAA